CAUCUACUCUCUUCAAUUGCCCUUCUCAAUUCUACAUUUUUCACAAUGGCCGAUUCCAGCGAGUCCCGGUCGGUCGCGCGGGCCACCAAGCCCGUCAGUGAGGCUUUGCUUAACGAGAAGUGGGACCGUGCCAUCUCUUCAAUGAUCAUCAAGUCUUCCCUCGGCCUCUCCUUCGGUGUUGUCUUCUCAGUGCUCCUGUUCAAGCGGAGAGCUUGGCCCGCUUGGGUUGGUCUUGGUUUCGGUGCCGGUCGUGCCUGGGAGGAGUCUGAUGCUUCUUUCCGCCGCGGUGGCUCGUCCAUCACUGACGCUCUGCGCCGGUAAACGGUUGCCAAUGUGUUCCCCAUCGUGUACGAUACUGUACAGAAGACGGGAGAUCGGUGCCGGGGUUCUUUAGAGAUAACAAAAAUCCUAGACCGAUAUCCAGUAUUGUGACCAGUCGGUCAGCGUCCACUGCUUCGGCAUUGAAGGCGUUUUUUUCUUUGUCGUUUGGCCGUUUGAGCUUUUAUAUGUGUUAGUUCAAUGGAUCCUGUUUUCCGAAUUCUGAGAUUGUGCUCGAGUGUUGCACGUGUU
Molecule: messenger RNA, 570 nt
Organism: Penicillium pulvis
Lineage: Eukaryota; Fungi; Ascomycota; Eurotiomycetes; Eurotiales; Aspergillaceae
Product: MICOS complex subunit MIC10
Exons: 4
Coding region: 46-321 (91 amino acids)
Cellular component (GO): MICOS complex; mitochondrion; mitochondrial inner membrane
Source: RefSeq, a predicted model, not a curated record